AUGUCUCCAUCAAACUUCGCGCCUGUGUCUCCCAUCGACAUCACUGUCGACUCCCAACGCCGCUCAAACCACACUGGACGUUUCGCCAACGAUCCAGACUUGGACGAAAAAUCAGAUAUCAAAGCAACCACUCGCUCGCUCCGGACGAAUUCAACGGCCUCGUCACGCUCUUCCCUUCGUGGCGGCGACAAGCGCGUGAGGCGGGCUCGCUUUGCCGAAGCCACCUCUGUCUUCUCGCCCGCCUCAGGUCCUGGUGAGAGUCAAUCACCCUUUGCCGAUCCUCCUGCCACCGGCAACAUGGAGAACGGCUUCAGCAGCUCCAAACCAUCAGAUGUGGGAUUCGGCUACAUCGCAGACAAUCAGCCCGUCGAGCAGACGGUCUAUAUUCGAGCUGAUCCCAAUGGCGCCGCAGGACAGCCUCUCAAAUCCGCCUUGAAGACACCAGGCACCGCAUCCAGAAUGUUGAACCCCCUCUCUCCAACGUUCCGAGAAGAACAGCUCCUCGAGAAGGAGGAACUGAAGACCGAGAUCCAACAGGCCAAAGAUCUGAAAGUCAAAACCCGCGUACGCAUGGCCAAAAUGGUCCUUCGAGGCGUCAACUUCUCUUGUUCCCUCAUCGUCCUCGCCAUGCUUUCGACUGCCCUGACGAUUUUCCAUGCCACCAAAACCCUCCCGGCGCGCAACAACCUGCCCCCGUGGGCGUCCGGCCAAAAGACCUGGCCGCAAAUCGUCGUUUUGUCCAUUUCCUGCAUCUCGCUCCUCUUCUCCAUCAUCGUCAUCCUGGCGUACUGCCGUGGUGGACACAAGCGCGCGGAGAAGGUCGCCGUGUAUUACACCAUGUUUGCGGUCGGGUGGUUCAUGUUCAGCACCGUCAUGUGGCUGGUCGCCGCGGGCAUCUUGCACGGCAGCAAAGCCUCGGGCAACGGACAGGAUCUGUGGGGCUGGUCGUGCAAGGAGAACAAACGGCGCCAACUCUUCCAAGACGACAUCCACUACGCCCUGGUGUGUCGACUGCAAGAUUGGUCCUUGAUCUGCUGCAUUAUUGAGGUUGUGGUCGAGUUGAUCGUGAUCGCCAUCUACGGCAUUGUCUUCUACCGAUUCUGGAGCAAGAACCGACUCCGGAAAUCCAUGGACGCCCGCGAUCGCGCCCGCACCGAUCUCUACCUCGCUCAACUGAGGACCCAGUCUGCACCGAACACACCGGGCUUCGCCCAGACACCCCGAACUCCUGGGUUCCCAUCUGCGCUCAAGAGCCUGGCGCCGCGGGACAUGUACUCGGCCGCGGAACAAGGCGUCGCCGUGUCUCCGACACAAUUCACCACCUCUCCACCCAGCAACACGACUGCAUCGCCAUUCAAACUUCAAGCGCCACCCAUCCGAGUGACGAAAGCGACCCCCGUCUCCACCGCGACCGAGGGCAUUCCCUCACCGAGACUUUUCUCUUCCUCAUCACCGCCUCCUCAACCGCCCAUGUCUCCUCCGCCAGAAGAGCGGAUACACCAACACAUGGCCGCGGCGCCCGGGGAACAACAGUACGAGGCCGUCCCGAUUCCCGGGGCCAACUACGUCCCGCCCAGUUACAACAACCAUGGGCAUCCGGGGCAGGCGUAUUAA
Molecule: messenger RNA, 1614 nt
Organism: Fonsecaea multimorphosa CBS 102226
Lineage: Eukaryota; Fungi; Ascomycota; Eurotiomycetes; Chaetothyriales; Herpotrichiellaceae
Exons: 2
Coding region: 1-1614 (537 amino acids)
Source: RefSeq, a predicted model, not a curated record